Bufo gargarizans (Asiatic toad) is the source of this 5836-nucleotide messenger RNA. It is a transcript of the gene MTSS2, whose product is annotated as MTSS I-BAR domain containing 2. Gene Ontology annotation, cellular component: actin cytoskeleton; cytoplasmic side of plasma membrane. Gene Ontology annotation, biological process: plasma membrane organization; cell projection assembly. Bases 261 to 2477 code for a protein of 738 amino acids. The record is from RefSeq and is a predicted model, not a curated record. The transcript has 15 exons. Gene Ontology annotation, molecular function: phospholipid binding; actin binding. NCBI's taxonomy places the organism in Eukaryota, Metazoa, Chordata, Amphibia, Anura, Bufonidae.
GCAGGCAGCAGGCAGGCAGAUCGCUGCAGAGCUCGGUGCUGCCGCCGUUGUGCCCGGUGCUCGGCUGUGGUCGAUGCCUGUCCCCGGAGCCCGCCGCCCUCCCCGGAGGAUGAGGAUGUUCGGCGGCUGCUGCUCCCCCUGGACAUGGGGCAUCUGAGUGCGGAGACCGAGUGAUCAGCGGAGGAUCCUGCGGAGCCGCUUCGUCCCCUCUGCCGGGACUGCACCCCCGCCGCAGGCUCCUGCCCCCCGCACCGGCCAGCAUGGAGGCGGUGGACCGAGAGUGCGGGGCGCUGGGGGGGCUCUUCCAGGCCAUCAUCAAUGACAUGAAGAGUUCUUACCCUAUCUGGGAGGACUUCAGCUCUAAAGCCACAAAACUCCACUCGCAGCUCAGGACCACGGUGUUGGCGGCUGUCGCCUUCCUUGAUGCUUUUCAGAAAGUGGCAGACAUGGCGACCAAUACCCGUGGAGCCACGCGUGACAUCGGAUCUGCCCUCACCCGCAUGUGUAUGAGGCACCGCAGCAUUGAGAGCAAGCUCCGACACUUCACCAACGCCCUCAUGGAGAGCUUGAUAACGCCUCUGCAGGAGCGGAUCGAAGACUGGAAGAAGACGGCAAAUACACUGGACAAGGAGCACACACGUGAAUACAAGCGAGCGCGCCACGAGAUUAAGAAGAAAUCAUCCGAUACAUUGAAGCUGCAGAAGAAAGCCCGUAAAGAAGUUCUAGGAAAGGGGGAUCUGCAGCCGCAGUUGGACCACGCGCUGCAAGACGUAAACGACAUGUACCUGCUGCUGGAGGAGACGGAGAAGAUGGCGGUGCGCAGGGCGCUGAUCGAGGAGCGCGGGCGCUUCUGCACCUUCGUCACACUGUUACAGCCGGUGGUGAAUGGAGAGAUCCACAUGCUCGGGGAGGUGACGCACCUGCAGGCAAUAAUUGACGACCUGAUGCUGCUGAGCGACGAACCUCACAAACUGCCUGCAGCCAGUGAACAGGUGAUUAAGGAUCUGAAGGGAUCGGACUACUCCUGGUCCUAUCAGACGCCCCCAUCCUCGCCCAGCAGCUCAGGGUCCCGCAAGUCCAGUAUGUGUAGUACAAAAACUGCCCCCUCCUGGCAAGCUGCCUCGCACCCCCACUCACCGGGCUCGGCGUGUCGCUAUCGCAGCCUCCCGCAGUGCACAGGAGGAGCCCAGCGGCUGGUGAGCACCUCCUCCCAGGACUCUGGAUGCAGUUCCCAUGAAGCCACUUACUCCAAGCCGCCAUCACCCAUGCCCUCCGACAUCACGAGCCAGAAGUCCUCCAGCUCUGCAUCUUCUGAGGCCUCGGAGACCUGCCAGUCUGUCAGCGAGUGCAGCUCCCCCACAUCAGAUUGGUCGCGGUCAGGUCCGUAUGAGACUCCGCCAGUGUGUUCAAUGCAGCGCAGAAAGGACCGCGUGGAACACCUGAGGGAAGCAGAGCUGGGCCCCAGCUACCCGGGCGUGGAGGACCCUUAUCGGCCCCGGAUGUCCCCAGCUGUCAUUGCUGCCAAGCACGGGGAGGAGGUGUCGCCCGCUGCCAGUGACCUGGCCAUGGUUCUGACCCGUGGUCUGAGUCUGGAGCACCAGAAGAGCAGCCGUGACUCCCUGCAGUAUUCUAGUGGCUACAGCACCCAGACCACCACCCCCUCCUGCUCCGAGGACACCAUCCCCUCACAAGGUUCCGACUACGACUGUUACUCAGUGAAUGGAGACGCAGACGGCGACGGCUCUGGGGACUUUGACCGCUCGUCCACGGUUCCCCGGAGCAGCAGCCUGGCACAGAACUACCGCCGGAUGCUUCAGACCAAGCGGCCAGCCUCCACCGCCGGUCUGCCCACUGCCAUGCCUCCCUCUGGAUCUGCACCUCCUCCCACGCAGUCAGGCUCGACGCCAGGUGUGGCCACCAUAAGGCGCACUCCUUCCACCAAACCCACCGUCAGACGCACUUUAUCGAACGCCGGACCCAUUCCAUGUCGUCCCCCUAUUGUGCCAGUAAGAACACCCACUGUGCCCGACUCUCCCAGUGGAGGACUGGGGGGGCGCUCUCGCGUUGGAAGUGAAGAGUGUGUUUUCUAUCUCGGAGCUGAUGAUGGAAGCCCCCUAGACUAUGCCAAGUCUUCCCCCAAGCGCCUCAGUCUCCCCAAUGCAGCCUGGGGGGGUGCGGGAGAGAUGUCUGUUUAUGGAGGGGCCCCCGCAGAUGAGGAAGACAUGGGAGGGGGUCUUCUGGCGGCCAAUCGGCACAGUCUGGUGGAGAAGAUCGGGGAGCUCGUCGCAGGCGCGCAUGCUCUAGGGGACGGGCAGUUCCCUUUCCCUUCAGCUCCAGACAAGAGUCAGGUUCCUGCCCCGGCCGGUGGAGGGAGCGGGUCAGAGCCACCAGCAGGGGAUAUGCUUGCAUCCAUACGUAGAGGAGUGCGGUUACGCCGAACCCUGACCAACGACCGGUCUGCACCCCGGAUCUUGUGAUCUUGAUUCAAGGGUUCAUAAGAUUGGUGCUUGGGGGAGGGGAGGGAAAUUUACUGUGACACAAGCAUACCCAGAGACUCGGGGGGUGCUUAACCCUUUCUAUGCAGGUCUGUCUGGGGCUAGAAGGGUUCUGUCUGGUGACUGACCGAAACAUUUAGACCGUUCCGGGCACGGGCGGACCAUUUCUGAUGAAGUGUAUGGUCUGCCAUGGCAGCUGACGACCCCCCAUGCGCAGGAGUGGCUCAUCCACGCAGAGGUGUACAGCGCUGCAAUGAACAUAGUGGCAGAAGACGUGGCCGACUGUAGUGUCUCGACCAGUCACCACCGUGGAGGGGCUGUACUCCAGGACCCCGGGUAUCUGCUGACUGCGCGCCACAUCUCACAGCUUUAUCUUCAUUGCAGUCAUGGGACAUUGCGCUCCUGACGACAGAUGUUCUGGACUUGCACUGGUCGGGGGGCCAUGGACACAGCAAGCAAUGCAGGACACGAUGCCCCCGGGGGCCCCAACCUUUCUUACUGUACGAUCUGUGCCAAGUGGUUGUUUUGGACGCUGAGCGGCGGCCAUGUUUCCGCUCGCACAGUUGGAGUCUCCGGCUCGUAUGUGGACUGGGGGGCCGGAGGACGCCUCCAUCUGUUGGACUUGCGGUAGUGGGGGAUCCUGCCUAUACCGAUCAGAGGCCUCACUUCUAGUGCCAUUCAGAACAAGCCUUGUGCCACCUGUGUGCCCACAGUGCUGUACAGGGGGCACCGCACUCAUGACCUGUAGGGGGAAGCACUUAGGAUUUGUAGAUUGUGCGACUGUGUAGGGGGGGGAACAUUUCCUUAAAGGGACCGCGUCCCUGCACGCAGUGGUAGAUGGGGAUCACAUGGUUGGACUAGGGACACUGUGUGCAGGGGUCACAUGAAGGAAAUGUCCCCCCAGUAAUGGCCUCUGAGGGGAGCACAGCAGAAGCCCCUUGGCCUGCAGAUGUGCCCCCGUAGCGGGCCGUUGCUAUAUUUUUUCAGAGAUUGAUGACAUUAUCUCCCCAGAUGGAAUCGUGGAGAUUUAGAUCUAACCAGACAGAGAAUAUUUUUCAGAGCCGCUGGCGGAGCCGGGGCCACAGAUCACUAUUCAGAUAUGUAGCAAUGUUCUAGUGCCACCUGCUGGCCAGGUGGAGAACUGCAAUGAGAUCUCAUUGCAAAUUGUAGCAGAAACUGAAGUUCUCCUGCUGUAAGGGCCGGCGGCUGCGGUCUGUCACCACGCACGGCAGGGACCGCUUAUUGUAAGGGCCGGCGGCUGCGGUCUGUCACCACGCACGGCAGGGACCGCUUAUCGUAAGGGCCGGCGGCUGCGGUGUGUCACCACGCACGGCAGGGACCGCUUAUCGUAAGGGCCGGCGGCUGCGGUGUGUCACCACGCACGGCAGGGGCCGCUUAUCGUAAGGGCCGGCGGCUGCGGUCUGUCACCACGCACGGCAGGGGCCGCUUAUCGUAAGGGCCGGCGGCUGCGGUCUGUCACCACGCACGGCAGGGGCCGCUCAUCACCUGCACAUGUUCAGGAUAAAACUUGAGAGGAGAUUAUAUAAGAUGAUGAUCCCGGCCCAAAGCCUGAGGCUGCACCACUGAGAGAUCCUGACAACGUCUUGUUCUGAUAUCUCUCCAGGGCAUUGUUGUCAUGGGGCAGUGAGAAUGGCCGUUCGCAUCAAUGACGCACGACUGUUCAGGCCAGGCAGGGUGUAGAUGUUGAUGCAGAUGAUCAUUUGGAGCCACACAAGGUCUCUCAGUAGUGCAGCCUCAAGAUUUGGGCCUGGAACGUCUCUUUAUCAGCACAGAGGGAAGAGAGUUUGUUAUAAUUGACUUGUGCAGGGGCUACACACGAAGGUGCAGCCAUUUGGGGGAGCAGGACUGUGAAUGUGGCCUCUACAGAUGGCGGCGCGCAGGUAUAUGUGCCAGGACACGGGCCACAUGGAGGCAGGGCCCCUCUUUAGGGUUUGUCUUCUGCAGGUGUUUCUUGUGGGUGCAGGGAUGUGUUAGGAGGCGGAGGUGUGCAGGUUGUCUGACGGCGUGCACCUGUAGGGGGCGACUGUGCGCAGGGCCCCGUGGACUGAGGUGACGCCGUCACCCGUUUGUGUCGUCCUGCAGCUUUGCUGAACUCAUCCGUCUGAGAGUAGGGGUGAUGAUCUGCGGAUCCAUCACGUGAGCCGCUGAUCAGUGGAUCCCAGCUUCCACCAAUGAGAUCUUGUGUGUGACGUAUCGGGAUUUAAGAAUGCGUCGUCAGACCGCCUUGACCUAUCCUGUCAGUAACACUGUGAACCCUAAUAUUCAGUGAAAGUUGCAGGACGACGCAAAUGAGGACAAUCGAGUGAGUCAGCGAGUGGACGCAAGUGUCAGGAGAGGGCCGAGGCAAGUGACGUGGAAGGAGCAGCGGUACGAAUGAUUACUGGCGGCCGCUGCUCAGCAAAUGUGAAAGCCGCUCUGUGGAGGUUACAGGCCCAAAGGCUGAGGCUGCACUACUGAGAGACUGCUGUUAGGUGCAGGUCUUCGUCCCACCCUUCCUGGCAGUCGUGCGUGGAUGCAAUCCCAAGCUGUCAGUAGUGCAGCCUUAGGCUCAGGAGCGGAGAUGAAUGGGGGGGGUCCCACAGUUCAUACCAUGUAAUGGCCGCACUGACCCUCCCCCACCAGAGAGACCCUCAUUGUAGCAAUAGGAUAACCCGGCAAUAAUAGCGCAGCAGCGGAGACCCCUCGCUGGGGCCAUUCUGCUAGUGGCGGGCAUAUGACGUGAGUGGUAAGGGAUGAAUGCCGCCGGGGGAGGAGAUGAUGCACUUUGGCGCGACUCCCAUAGGAAUAAAUAGGAUCCCCUUUUUUUUUAACCCCGUGUGCAGGGGUCUUUUCCCCUCAGCCGCAGGUCAGUCCUGCUGCCCCUGGAGAAGCAGGAGACCGAGGCGAAUGCAAGCACAAGGCCCCCCUCCCCCUCCGCUUGGUCAGUCCCUUUCUAUAUGAAGCCCCCUGUGUGUAGAACGCGUCGUUGUACAGAGAUCCCCCCCCCCCCCAACACUGGAUUUCCGUGUCUCCGUUUGUGUAUUCACAGGCGUGUAUCCGUAAGCUCGCCACGCCGGACCACCCCCUGCUUUACUGCCAUGUUUUCACCCCAUUCUGUAUGAUGUUAGUUACGGGGGAGGGGCAGCCCCCCCCCCCCCCCCCCCUCGGCACCGUGUCUUACGAAUGUGUAGCCAUAUUCUGCUCGCCGUUCUCCCGGUUUUGUUGCCGCCACCUUUCUCCAUGAUUUUAUUCUGUUUUUAGUUUGUCUUUUACACUCAGAAUUGCGCUGACGGUAACGCCGCACUGUGACCACCCCUAUUAAUAAAACCUGUACUGUAUCA